Messenger RNA from Histoplasma mississippiense, 4722 nucleotides. RefSeq lists its product as hypothetical. The record is from RefSeq and is a predicted model, not a curated record. NCBI's taxonomy places the organism in Eukaryota, Fungi, Ascomycota, Eurotiomycetes, Onygenales, Ajellomycetaceae. Gene Ontology annotation, molecular function: DNA binding; DNA-directed RNA polymerase activity. Gene Ontology annotation, cellular component: RNA polymerase I complex. Bases 1 to 4722 code for a protein of 1573 amino acids. Gene Ontology annotation, biological process: DNA-templated transcription. The transcript has 5 exons.
AUGGCUAGCUUCACUCGGCCGAUUUCCUCGUCAAUUGAGGGGGUUGAUUUUAGGGUCCUCUCCAACGAGGAGAUCAAAACAAUCUCCGUCAAACUUAUAUACAACACCCCUACACUAGAUUCGCUGAACAAUCCAGUCCCAGGAGGAUUGUACGAUCCUGCUCUUGGAGCAUGGGGUGACCAUAUAUGUACUACAUGCCGUCUGAAUUCCUGGUCCUGCAAUGGCCAUGCCGGACAUAUCGAGCUGCCUGUCCAUGUAUAUAAUGUCACUUUUUUCGACCAGCUAUUUCGCCUCCUGCGAGCGCAGUGUGUCUAUUGCCAUCGCUUCAGGAUGUCUCGGGCAGAUAUAAUGUCCUACACGUGCAAGCUGCGACUGUUGCAGUACGGUUUGGUGGAGGAGGCUGCGGCGAUUGAUAGUAUGGAAGUUCGAAGAGGUAAAGGUAAUGCUGGUUCAGAAUCAGGAGAUAGUGAAGAUGAAGACGAAGAAGACCUUGUGAGGUGUCGGGAUGUGUAUGUCAAACGGUGUAUUCAUCAAGUGUUAGCCAGGAACAAGGAGGGGAAUUUUUUGCAUGGUACAAAGAAUCCCGUUGCUGCGGAACAACGGAGGAAUAUCGUAAGGGCAUUUCUUAAGGAUAUCACGGCUGUUAAAAAAUGCGCAUCUUGUAGCGGAGAUAAAUACUCAAAGAUAUUCAAGAAGCCGUUACCGCAAAAGGCUAAAGUCGCUAUGUCCGAGGCUGGAUUUCAUGUCCCCAACCCCCUGUUGCUGAUAAAAGAAGCGAACGACCUUUCCAAGAAACAUGGCCACCAGUCGCAAGGUUCUAAUAUGAAUGGCUACCUUGACGAUGACGAUGACGAUGCUAGUGUUUCGACGGAUUUACACGGUGCAGAACAGCAGAUUACCAUGGGCAAUGCAGUAUUGACACAAGUUGAAGAGAGGGGGUCUCGGAACAAUCCCAGUGAACAAGGGGCUCAACAAUUCAUGCCGUCGCCUGAAGUUUAUGCAGCGCUGCGCCUUCUCUUCGAAAAGGAACAAGAAGUUUUAGAUCUGGUAUACGACUCACGGCCAAAAUCAAAGCACCGCCCACGCGUUACUCCUGAUAUGUUCUUCAUUAAGAACAUUCUUGUGCCGCCAAACAAAUAUCGCCCAAUAGCUGCUACUGGCUCGAAUGAUAUAAUAGAAGCGCAACAAAACAUCUCGUUUACUAGAAUCAUGAAACUUUGCGACCAAAUAAACCAAAUUAGCAGAGAAAGACAAGGCGACAGCACAGAGUCUGUCACUAGGUUACGAGAUUACCGGGACCUGCUUCAGGCAAUCGUACAGUUACAGGAUGCGGUCAACAGCCUUAUCGAUCGUGACCGUAACCCGAACCAGGGAGUGGCAGGUAUUCAAAAUGAAGACGGUAUCAAACAGAGACUGGAAAAGAAAGAUGGGCUGUUUCGGAAAAAUAUGAUGGGAAAACGAGUUAACUUCGCCGCACGAAGUGUCAUAUCUCCCGAUCCAAACAUUGAAACCAAUGAAAUUGGAGUUCCUCUGGUUUUCGCGAAAAAGCUCACCUAUCCAGAGCCAGUCACAAACCAUAACUAUUGGGAACUUAAAAAUGCCGUGAUAAACGGGCCCGAUGUCUAUCCUGGCGCAGCUGCCGUUGAGAAUGAGAUUGGUCAAGUAGUGAGCCUGAAAUUCAAAAGCCAAGAAGAGCGACUCGCCAUUGCCAACAUGCUGCUUUCCCCUUCAAACUUCAAGAUGAAACGAUCGAGAAGCAAGAAACUGUUGUACAACUGUUUGCGACCAGAGAACUCCCUCACCGUAACCGAUAAGAUUCUUCUUAUGAAGCCGGCAAUAUUGCGACCACGAAAACUUUGGACUGGCAAACAGGUAAUCUCUACGAUUAUGAUGAAUAUUACACCAGAAAGGUUCUAUGGCUUGAACCUUACAGGGAAAUCAAGAACGUCAGGUGAUCGUUGGGGUGAAGGGUCUGAGGAGGGACAAGUCAUUUUUCGAGAUGGCGAGCUUCUUUGUGGUAUCCUCGACUCUGCCCAGCUGGGACCAAGUCCUGGCGGCCUCAUCCAUUCAGUCCACGAGAUUUAUGGACAUGUUGUUGCUGGAAAAUUGCUGGGUGUUUUAGGACGUUUGCUGACAAAAUUUUUGCAUAUGCGAGCGUUUACUUGUGGUAUUGAUGAUCUUCGCCUGACCAAAAAGGGAAACGAGGACCGGAGAAAGAAACUGCAAGAAGCCGAACAUAUAGGUCGUCAUGUAGCGCUCAAAUAUGUGACCUUGGAUCAAACCAAAUUUGAGGACGAAGAGGCUGAGCUUAAACGGCGCCUUGAAGAUGCUCUCCGUGAUGACGAAAAGCAGGCUGGAUUAGACGCUGUUUUAAAUUCGCAAGCUGCUGAUAUAUCAUCUGACAUUACAGCUGCCUGCCUUCCGGUCGGGCUCGAAAAGCCAUUCCCAUGGAACCAAAUGCAAACGAUGACGACAUCUGGAGCGAAGGGAUCUGUUGUCAACGCGAACCUCAUUUCUUGUAACUUAGGCCAGCAAGUUCUUGAAGGUCGUAGAGUGCCUGUGAUGAUUAGUGGGAAAACAUUGCCGUCAUUCAGACCGUUUGACACCAACCUAAUGGCCAGUGGUUUUGUCUCUGGGCGUUUCCUUACAGGAAUAAAGCCUCAGGAGUAUUAUUUCCACGCUAUGGCGGGUCGAGAAGGUCUUAUUGAUACUGCUGUUAAGACUUCAAGAUCCGGGUAUCUCCAGCGAUGCUUAAUCAAAGGAAUGGAGGGAUUAAAGGCAGAAUAUGACAACUCUGUUCGCGAGACCGCAGAUGGAUCUGUCAUGCAGUUCCUCUACGGCGAAGAUGGCCUCGAGAUUACCAAGCAGAAGCAUUUGCAAGACUUUCCUUUUUUGGCUCACAAUUUCUGGUCCGUCGUUGAAGAACUCAAUGGAUCUGACGAGUUUAAUAGAGUUAAGAGCGACAAGGCGGGAGACUGGAAUCGACAUGCCAUUAAAAAAUAUAGAAAGACGGGCAAAUUGGACUGUGUAGACCCCGCGCUUUCCCUUUUCCCUCCUGGAUCCUGCUAUGGAAGUACCUCAGAAACCUUCGCAAUGGCAUUAAAAUUGUAUCAAAAAGAAAAUCCCGAUCAAAUCCUAAAAGAGAAAGGCAAAGUCGAGAAAGGAAUUUCCAAAAAGGACUUUGCCAGGGUGAUGAAUCUGAAAUAUAUGAGAUCGGUUGUGGAACCCGGUGAAUCCGUGGGAAUUGUUGCGGGACAGUCUAUCGGCGAGCCGUCUACCCAGAUGACUCUCAACACUUUCCAUUUGGCUGGACAUUCAGCGAAGAACGUGACCCUUGGUAUUCCUCGCCUACGCGAAAUUGUCAUGACCGCUAGUAACCAAAUCCUUACACCCACUAUGACCGGCGUCCUGAGAAAGGAGCUUACUGAAAAGGAUGGAAGAAUUUUUGCUAAAGCGAUUAGCAAGCUUACCAUCGCGGAAGUCGUGGACACCCUUAGAGUCCAUGAGCGCGUUUCAUCUGGGUCAAGUCACGGGAUGGCAAAAAUAUACGAUUUAGAAAUAGAUUUCUUCCCUCCAGAGGAAUACACAGAAGAAUAUGCCAUCCAGAUUGAGGAUAUUCUCAAAACUCUUCAACACAAGUUUGUACCACGGCUUAUCAAAUUAACAAGAGCGGAGUUGAAGAAACGGACUGAUGAGAAAUCACUUUCUGCUUUCUCCGCUGCCCAACCCGACAUUGGUACAUCCACGGGCGUGGUGGAAGAACCUACCAGGCGUUUUGGGCAUGAAGCCAGAGACGCCGAUGCUGAUGAUGAUGAUGACGAGGAGGACCAAGACGAUGCGAAAAGGGCAAUGUCACACAUGAAUCGUUCAAAUCAAGUCUCUUACGAAGCUCCUGAUGACGGGGAGGAAGACAUUAUCCGUGGACAAGAUUCCCAAGAGCCAGACUCAGAUUCUGAUGAAGAAACUGACGGCAAUCACCAUGGGGAGCAUGCUGCGACUGAGGAUGUUGACAUGCAAGACACAGACACCGGCUCUGACUCAGAAAAAUUACAAAAGAGCAAACAGAGUGAAGACACUAUUACUGGGAAAUACGCCGAAAUCACUAAGUUCAAAUUUAGCCUUAAAAAAGGCAAAUCAUGCCAUAUCCAGUUACGAUAUGAUAUUUCGACACCUAAGCUGCUACUUCUUCCUCUAGUCGAAGACGCUGCCAGAACCUCUGUAAUCCAGUUCAUCAAGGGCCUGGGAGCCUGCAGCUAUAUCGAGGGUGACAGGGAAAAUCCCGCUCAUAUCGUGACUGAUGGUGUCAACUUGUUAGCCAUGCGCGAGUACCAGGAUUUCGUCUAUCCUCAUUCACUAUAUACCAAUUCAAUCGCCGACAUGCUCGUUAUGUAUGGCGUCGAGGCUGCCCGUGCGUGCAUUAUUCGUGAAAUGGCAGCCGUUUUCGACGGCCAUAGCAUCUCGGUCGAUAAUCGCCAUCUUAAUCUCAUUGGUGACGUUAUGACCCAUGCUGGUAGUUUCCGCGCAUUUAACCGCAUGGGUCUGGUGAAGGAUAGCACAUCACCGUUUAUGAAGAUGAGCUUCGAGACCACUGUUGGGUUCUUGAGAGAUGCCGUGCUGGAGAGGGACUGUGAUAAUCUGAAUGGCCCAAGUAGUAGAAUUGUGAUGGGCCGCGUUGGAACGGUCGGUACUGGUGCUUUUGACGUACUUGCUCCUGUCGGCUGA